Messenger RNA from Thalassophryne amazonica, 1060 nucleotides. RefSeq names its product translation machinery associated 16 homolog (gene tma16). Lineage: Eukaryota; Metazoa; Chordata; Actinopteri; Batrachoidiformes; Batrachoididae. Bases 86 to 709 code for a protein of 207 amino acids. The transcript has 7 exons. The record is from RefSeq and is a predicted model, not a curated record. Gene Ontology annotation, cellular component: nucleus.
GAGAUCACUUAGCGACGGAGAAUUUCCGGUCCGUCUGUUAUCAACAUCCGCCGCUUUCACGUGUUUUUAUCUUUAUGCAGCUAAAAUGCCGAAGACUCAGAAAUCGAAAACUUCAGAGAAAGUUGUUCAUCCGUACAGCAGAAAAGCUGCUUAUUUGGCCCGAGAUGAGCUCCGAGCCAUGAAGAAGAUCAGGCAGAAGAAUGAGAAAGCCAUACGUCUGAGCAGCACAGGAGAAAAACUUUUAUGGUUCCAGAGACAUUUGGAUCCAUCGAAGACAACGUUCACAAAAAAAGACGCCUGUGACAUUAUUGAAAGGUACCUCCAGAGGUUUGAUGUGGAACUUGAGCAGAUCAAGCUGAUGAAUGGGAUUAAAGGUCGGCAGGGCCGUCAACAUGGCGCCAGAGAGGCCGCCAUCAAGCAGACCAUAGAGCGAGAGCGAGCACAAUUCGAGAGCAAUGGCUUUGAAAUGCCAGACAUCAUCAACACAAAGCAUCUGAAAACAUUCCGAGAGUGGACUGGAGAUCUGAAGAAACUUCCAAAUAUUAAGCUGCGUAAGGUGUCCAACAAAGCUUUGGAUGGCAAGAAUGAAUGUGAGCUGAACAAAGAGGCCACAGAAGAAGAGACAAAAGAGAUGGAGCGCAGUGGCGAUGAAGGCAGUUUGGAUGAUGACCAGCGCGAUGAGGCGUUGUUGGCAUCUGACUCAGACUGAGACUUUUCAUGUUCCGCCCUUAUUCACUGUUCCAGCUCGUUAAGACUGCUGCGGUUACAGGGAAGAUGCAUGCUGCUGAUCCUUUACUGUCCAGCAGGUGGUGCCAAAACAUUCAGAAAGUAUGACUUGAGUAGUCAGUGUGGUUGUAGGUUCUACACAUUAUUUAUUGCACAGACUGAUACAGCAUAUGUAACAGUUUUAAAGAAAUACAUUUGUCUCGACAAAUAUUAGUCACCAAUUUAAAGGUGAUUUUUUAAAUAGAAAAAAAUAAUUAUUGAUUUGUGUGGUGAUGAUGAGACACGGGUUUAAAAUAAAAUCUUUAUAAAAAGGUCAAUUUUAAACAGUGCUGCU